AUGUAAAGCUCCUCAAAUCCUCUCAAUCUCAAGUUUUUUUUCAUUUUCAGUGCAAUGAUAUGAAGAUUAAGAUGGUGUAGUGAGUAAAUUUAAUAUAUGGAAUACCUGCAGAAUGUGUUUGUUUUUCUUCUUUGUUUUUUCUGGUAUUAAUUUAUAAUUUUUCUCGUUUUCAUUUGUACGCUGCUCCAUGUGAAUAUUUGGAUCAAUUCCAGAGGUGGAGUUUCUCUCCUACUCUCAUUUCAUCAAUAGCUGAAAAAGUAAGACUACUAGUUCAAAAUGACAUCAAACGCCAUGCGUCAGCUAGAAGAAAGACAUGUUGCUUCUAAGGUGGAGUGUAUGGUGUGGUCCGCCAAAAUGGAUUUGCUGGCCUUGUCCAACUCCAAAGGUGAAGUUGCAUUGCAUAGACUGACAUGGCAACGAGUAUGGUCCUUGGCUCCGCCAGCAGAAGAUGUCAAAGUUACCAGUAUUGCCUGGAGACCUGAUGGCAAGUUGAUAGCAAUUACCUAUCAAAACUGUGAAGUAUUCCUAGUGGAUGUUGAAAACAAGGAAGUAGUACAUAAGCAUGUUCUUCCAGCUGUUGCCAAUUUCUUGGUUUGGUCCUCAGAGCAAGAAUCAACAGACACUACCUCCAACAGCACGCAGGACUUGUUUUCGGAUUAUGUACCCAAACUUCCAUCUCUCUCUCGCAGUAACUUUGGUUCUACCACUGAGCGUUCAGGUGAAAAUAUUGAAGAUUCAAAAAAAAUCAAAGACCAACACCAGCUGAAUUUCCUGUUGAUAGGCCUGGAAAAUGGGCUGCUUUUCCUCAGUGUAUUUGGUCUAUUCCCAUGCGGGACAAUCAACACCACCAACAUAUUCGGCCAGAACAACCAAGUCUCUAUCGUAGCAGCUGAGAUAUCCCAGAAUCUCAAGACUUUGUACAUUGUGGCCAGUAUAAAAGAAAACAAUGCUUAUAAUCUAAAGGUUGCUUGUUAUGACUCUGAGAUUCUAGCAUCACGUGCUAAAGAGCUUCAUACUCUAGCAUUAAAAUAUGGUCACAUCAUCAGUUUACAAGAUUAUUUAACAAGCACCAUGAACUCAAUAACUGAGUCGUGGGAAAACAUUCUGCUUUCAGAAAUGGAGCUAAAAUUUCAAACAUAUGCCGAGCAGGAUCCACAAAGCUCAAUCUCUGCAGAGCUUCUGGAGCUGCUAAUGUUCGGUACGUUUUCUGAACAAUUGGAAAGAUUUCUGUUGAACGAUUUGACGGAAAAAGGAAUAAAAAAGCUGGGCCACUCCAUUGAGCUAAGUCAUUCUAAUAUACAAAAGUUAAUAUUGAAACACAUUCAUACUGUCGGACAAAGUCUGGCUUUUCAUUUGGCUGAACUUAAAGGCAUGGCACUCUUAAAAGAUAGAUUCAGUAGUCUUGGACUAGACCAAAGGGCAGUGUCCAAUGCUUUUGUAGCAGCUGGUUCUUUUCUUGUCAAAGCCACGGAAGUUCAACUAGUCAUUGAUGAUUCAAUGAAGAUAUACAAAGCAUUUUUCCGGUGGUUGUAUGCAGUUAUCUUGCAUUUAAUUGAUGAAAGAAUCCCUGAUCUCACAUUAACGGAUGUUAAUCAGCAAGAUUUAUCCUUCAUUGCAGACUACUUGUAUUCUUUGGGAGAUUUCCAGCCUACCAAAACAGAUAGGGAAUCAACUGUGCCCAAAAGUAGAUGCAGUCUAGACCGAUUAGGUCAGUACCUGGUUGAUAAACCAUUGACUCAGACUUACGACUCCAAAAAAAAUUCAUGGGAAAUGUUCCUCGCUGCAAAUCCCUGUCUUGCGGAACAUCCCACAAUCAUUCCACGUCAAGAAAAUUUCUCACUAGUCCAACAGCACAAGCAUUUUGAAGAAGCAAUUAAAGCAGUUUUUGAUAGGCCAAGUAGUAGCAUUAGCUCGUUAUUCAGUAUAAGCAAGGUCAUUGAUGUGUCAACGGUCCAGCAACUGUCAAAGUUCUCCUUAAUUCACCUGCACGAUGAGUCAAAUUUACUUGUAGCAUUUUUGAAGUCAGAUUUAAAGCACUUUUACUUCAUGAAAAUUCCUAGUGAAAAAGACAAGAAGCCACAAGGAGUCUGUGUUUUCUUUAACUCAACUGAUGCGACAGCAAAGCUCAAGAUUUUAGAUGUACAGUUUUACUUACCGGAGACUCUGUCAGUAUUAGUUGAAAAUAACAAUGAAAGCAGGAAUGCUAUUUUCGUUCAGUUCCCAACAAAACUGCUUUUAGAAUACUCCUCUGUUGUGUUAAACUUUCAGCAGAUUCCAACCAUUGCAGCCAACUCAGUUUUAGAACAGUCAUCCUUCCGGCCAAUUGAGAAUUUAGUAGCUUCACGAUUUGCGGUCAGCGGAAGUCGGAAAGUUGCAGUGAUAUUAUCAGAAAGUCUGAGGAAAGUGCGGCUUUUUGAAAUGGAAGUGGAGGAUGAGGAGGAAGAUGAAGAUAAUUUAAGAGAAAGUGAUCAGAGUACUUUAGAUCACAGCAAGAACUCAACACUUGAUGAUUAAAAGUAAAAUAAUACAUUUUUAAGUUCUUACAGAAGAAUCUUUUGCAUAUACAGAAACGUUCCUAGAGGUAGCAAUUUUGAUGUAAACAUUUAAUUUAUUUUAAACAAACAACUUCAUUAGUCUUUAAAGACCAGGAGAUAGCCCUGCAAUGCCUCCCAAUAUUGUUUGGAUGUAUGAAAUUUUUAGAAAAGAUGUCUUAGAUCAAGCACGAUCCACUUGCUAAAUUUUGAGAGAAUCCAUAGGGGGAAGGAAAGGGGCAAGAAUGGGAUGUAAUGAAUUGAGUUUUUUUGUACAGUUUGUUAGGAUUUCCAUCGGCUGUGUGUACAGGAUUUAUAUUCAUUUGUAAAUACAUGUACCUAUGAACUCAAAUAAUUGUAAAUACAUAUGAUGGAAAAAUUUAA
Molecule: messenger RNA, 2915 nt
Organism: Bemisia tabaci
Lineage: Eukaryota; Metazoa; Arthropoda; Insecta; Hemiptera; Aleyrodidae
Gene: APC4
Product: anaphase-promoting complex subunit 4
Biological process (GO): protein K11-linked ubiquitination; anaphase-promoting complex-dependent catabolic process
Cellular component (GO): anaphase-promoting complex; nuclear periphery
Molecular function (GO): protein binding
Source: RefSeq, a predicted model, not a curated record